AUGUGAGCCGAUAUCUGUCUUACGAGUUUGAAUCUGCAUGUCUCCAAGUGUGUGUAGGUGUAUUCGUGAGUGUUGCCUGGAAGUCAGAGUGUGCUAUAAAUCUGGAUACAGAUGUUGAGUUUUGUUUGACUGGUCGGGAAGAGGCUUGACACGGGGAAGGCAUCCACAGAGAUGAUUGGAGCGGCGAGGAGUCAGUGAACAGGCUGAAGCGAUGGAGCGAUGCUUUUCCUUUUCAAUCCCUCCUUCCGUCUUUUCGUUGCUUUGUCUCUCCUUCCCCCCAGCUCCAUCUCUCCCCACAUUGGAUUCAUUCCCCUUUGGAGCUUCCUGCUGGUCACUGUAAUUUUUUGCACUGCCACCGGUGACACAGAUGACAGGAAGUGGGAGGAGUUGGGUGAAAAGCAGAUGCCAGUCACGGCACAGGCCAGCACCACUCAGCUGUGGGCAGUGGACUGGGGUCCAACACAGCCCCUGGAGGACGAAACCCAUCACUUGCUGUCCAGUCUGGAGACGGAGGGUUUGAGGGUGACUACGCCCGAGGACUGGUCGCACCGUCGAAGCGCGGCUGCCAAUCAAACUCAACGCCCGACUACAGGAGAGAGGGACAAGAUAGAGACAGAAGAGCAGGGCACCGAGGAAGUGGACCCACAGUUUUAUGUGACAGUAACGAUCUCAUCUCUGCUGAUUCUCUGUGCGGUUAUCAUCUCUGCUAAACUCUGUUACGACCGCAGUCUCUCGCAGCGUCCUCCGCCUCUCUCCCUCGCCAUCCCUCGGCCCAUAGCUCAGGAGGACAGCAGGCAGACACUGCACAGCACUCCAUCCUUCCCCGACAGAGAGAGGAUACCAGUGGUCAAUCUUUGAAGAGCUGACUCUUCCGAGCAUGAUAACCAAAUCCCGUGGGCAUGCCACAGACUUCAGUGUGGCCAUCAGUGAAAACAUGUGGGCAAGCCAUGUGAAUGUACAUAACAUGUAGAUAGACACAUGUGGAUACAUGGAUGAAUACAUCUGUUUGGGCACUCUGAUGGAGACUUUGAGGUUUUGUUGUCCAGUGGCUCUUUCUUCCAGUGCCGUUUGUGCAGUAUUAUUCUUAUUAGCUCAACGCAGCCAUUCACAAGGGCUCCGGGAAUGCUAUGUCCUCUACCAUAAAAACAAUCAUUAGCUUCUGAUCCUGGAAUAAGCUGUGAUGUAUGUAGUCAUUAAUUUAGUAACCGGCAUCGUGACAUGCUUGCAGUAGCCUCUCUCUCAUGCAUACAAAGGUUACAGCCGCCUACCGCUGCCUUUAUCGCACUUUGUGUAGCAUUUGUUUGAGCUUAAUGAAUGACUGCAGUUAUUUUGAAGAGUUAAAUAUAAUUCACAUCAUUUGUUUAUAGUGUUUUGUUUCAUAUCGCUCUGUGUUCCAUGGUAACAGCAGACACUAAUGACGUCAGCUGAUAUCUGGAAACACCUCUGCAGUGUUAACUUAUAAUUUACACUAAUUAUCAGAUGGACGUUUUUGUAAAUCUGACUCAACAUCUGUUGAGGUGUUUGUGAAACCUACGUAAUUCUAUUCCGAGUGUGUUGUUAUGCUUCUUAUUAGCUUUAUACUUCUAAAUCAUGGCCAUAUAGCUCUUCUCGGGGGUCUUUUUUGGUUAGCGGAGAGCUAGCACUCACCACAGUUACUGGUGUGUGUGUGUGUGUGUGGUGUUUUCAUUCACAAUUAAGGACAUGUAUAAAUACAUAAUGAAAAAUAAGCUUGGUGCUUCCAUGGCAUUUUUAGUUUGAUAAGCAAUUAAAAAACAUGCCACACUAGUUUGUUUUAUGUAUCGCUAUGCUAACAACCCAUCUUGUUUAUGAACCGCAACUAUCAGGAGGGUUUGGGUUUUUAGACGAUAGCAACAUUUUUAAAUCUGUCCUGAAGUCAGUGUUGCUACCAGUUUUACUUUUGUAUUUUUGACUAAUUUGAUAAUGAAAGUGAGUAUUCAACAGGAAAAAUUAAGGAAGGACAUUUUUAAGGACAAGUGUGAAAAAUUGGCUUUUUUAUCGCAGAAUACAAUCAGACUGAAUAGAAAUUUUCAAAAUCAUUGUGUGGAUAGCUAAUUGGCUAAUCAUUGGUUAAUGUUAUUCAAUAUAGCGCAGCAGUGUCUGCCCACUUUAUAAGUAUUUUUCCCAUUCUUUUUCUCAUAGGGAUCUAAAAUAAAGUUGAACCAAAUCAACAUGGUUGUUUACAACAUUGCAAACUUUCAUUGUGAAGCAAAAAAAAAAAAAAAGUAUUUGAAAAUUGGACAAAAGGUGCAAGACUGUACUUCCAUUACAGAUUGUGAAUAACAUAAUGGAAUUAAAAAUAAUGCAGAGAUAUAAUAUGUUGAUUAUAUACAGAAGUGAUAUAUUUCAUGUUUAAGCCAAAAAUGCAUAUUGUUCAAAUAUUUAAGUCAUUUGAGAGUUUAGGGAGACUGACUCUAAUUCAGUUUUGGCAGUGCUUCAUGGUAAUGUGCAGGUGGUGAAGUGUUCUUCUGGCACUAUUUGCUAUCACGAUUCUCUGAUUAUUGGAGAAUUCCCUGUAAGAAUCUUGAGCAAUUUAGAUUUUCACUAUAACAAGUUUCAAUAAUGCAGGUUGAGUGCUUCAAUAGAAAUCAGUAACAACCUAGUAGCUCACAGUAGCUCUGUCCUUGAUAGUAUAUUUAGUAUAGUAGUUUCCUUAUGGAGAAAUUGAAUGGGAUGUUUACUUCCAGAACCUUUGAUUACUUCCAAUGACUUUACAUUCUAUAGCCUGUGUGGUCUGACUUAGCAAAAGGAAAGUUUUUUCAGAGGAAUUGUUCACAAUAUGACCAAGAAUAUAUUAAGAUGAUCAGUUUUACAUAGUUACAUUCUCACUUUAAACCAGAAGUAAUAUAAGCUGAAUUUUCCAAGGACAUCAUAAUCAUCCCCUCUGAAAUAACCAUGUAACUCAUGAAAAAAAAUAAAUCUAAUAAAAUUACAAUGGAGGGGGAAAAGAAACUAAUGUGCCAUUAUAGUUUAUAGGCACAUCAGAUUGAAUUCCCUCGUAAUUAUUCACAUCAUGCACAAGAAGCUACACCAUGUGAGAUAUGUUCAGAGGUUUCACAUCAUUUAUGUAGCACUGCCUUAAAUAUGUAAUUCAGUGUAUUAUGAAGUCAAUAAAAAGCCAUCUCUGGUGUUUUAAAA
Molecule: messenger RNA, 3156 nt
Organism: Carassius carassius (crucian carp)
Lineage: Eukaryota; Metazoa; Chordata; Actinopteri; Cypriniformes; Cyprinidae
Gene: pianp
Product: PILR alpha associated neural protein
Exons: 6
Coding region: 220-858 (212 amino acids)
Biological process (GO): regulation of immune response
Cellular component (GO): membrane
Source: RefSeq, a predicted model, not a curated record